Messenger RNA from Saccharomyces mikatae IFO 1815, 633 nucleotides. RefSeq names its product ubiquinone-binding protein COQ10 (gene COQ10). Gene Ontology annotation, cellular component: mitochondrion. The record is from RefSeq and is a predicted model, not a curated record. Lineage: Eukaryota; Fungi; Ascomycota; Saccharomycetes; Saccharomycetales; Saccharomycetaceae. Gene Ontology annotation, molecular function: ubiquinone binding. Bases 1 to 633 code for a protein of 210 amino acids. Gene Ontology annotation, biological process: cellular respiration; ubiquinone biosynthetic process. The transcript has a single exon.
AUGGUUUCGAUGAUAAGGGGCUUGCAGAUAUCGAUACUUUUCAGGAAAGCGAUGCUAAAGCCAAUUGUAAGAUAUCCCCUUAGAAGAACUUUUUUUGGUUUGAGCACUACUAAUCAUGCUAUUAGGGAACAGCGAUAUGUCUUGCGCAAGACCAUAAACGCCCCUCCUAGUAUUAUUUAUGCAGCUGUGUCAGAAGUUUCUCAGUAUAAGGAAUUCAUUCCCUAUUGUACUGACUCCUUUGUAGAUAAAAGAAAUCCUGCAGAUAACAAGCCUGUAAUUGGGGGGCUUCGAGUUGGUUUUAAACAAUAUGAUGAAGAAUUUAUAUGUAAUGUCACUUGCAAGGAUAUGAUAAAUGGGGAUGACGCGUACACGGUUGUUGCAGAAACAGUUUCUCAUAAUUUGUUUCAUCUUUUGUAUUCAAAAUGGACCAUAAUGCCUCAUCCAACUAGACCAAACGCGACCAUGGUGGAACUUUUGCUACGAUUUAAAUUCAAAUCUCGAUUAUAUAACAGUGUUUCUCAAAUAUUCGCCAAGACUGUAACUGAAUUAGUAAUGAACGCAUUUGCUAAGAGAGCUUACAACUCAGUAAGGCUGGCAAUGCUAAAACCUCCAUCCAAAGAAAGCUCCUCAUAA